AUGUCCAAACCAAUCUCCAUCUCCCUCACCGCUCCGAGGCCCCCCGCCACCACCAAACAACCCCUGGGCAAGAAACGCCCAGCAGCAAACCUAGCCUCGGACUCGGAUGACGAUGACAGCAACCACCGCGAGAAAGUGCACGUGAUAACCGCCUUCGACGCCGCUCGCGGCGGCGCGGUCGGCGAGAAGCAGGAGGAGGAAAAGGGGCCGUUAGUUAUCGCCGCGAUGAAGAAUCGAGAUUGGAGGGCAGAAGCCGAGCGGAGGAGAGGGAAGGGUAGCGUCUGGUUGCCCCCGGAGGCGCUUGCGGGCCGUUCGGAGGGGGAGGGAGCGAUGGAGGUGGACACAGGCGCGGGGGUGCACUACGGAUUGCAAGUUUUUCAGAGACGUACGGAGGAUAACCAACCCUCUCCACCUCCACCUCCGCCAUUGGGGGAGGCGGGGGAGGAGCCCGUGGGUGCGAAAACAGAAGAGGAACAAGCUCUCGCCGCGCUCCUAUCCGAUUCCUCAAAACCUCCCUCGACAACGCUUAUCCUCCCCUCAUCUGCCGGAAACACCGACUGGCGCGACCGCGACGAGCUACAAGCUUACAAAGCCGACGUGGCCUCCCGCCCGGACGUGCCCACCUUGGACGACUACGCUGCCGUCCCCGUCGAGGAGUUCGGCGCGGCGCUGCUACGGGGGAUGGGUUGGCGGGAAGGGACGGAAGUUGGCGGGCGCGGAGGCGCAGCGAAGCAGAGUAAGCUUCGCAUCGUGGAAAAGCGACCGGCGUUCCUGGGCAUCGGAGCGAAAACCAAGGAAGAAGUACCCGAACUCGGCACCUGGGGCAAGGCCGACAAAUCCGGGAGGAAGCGGGGCGGCAAGAGGGUGGAUACUACUUAUGUUCCUGUAGUGCUGGUCGAUAGGAAGACUGGCAAGGUCGUCGAUGAGUCCGAAGUGACCGAGAGCGGGAAGGGUAUGGAUGGCGGCGGUGGCACGGAUAGGGGCCAUCGGAAUGGCAGGGACCGGGAAUUCACUCGUGACGAUCACGACCGCCGUCGGCGGGAUCGCUCCAGGGAUCAUCGGGAUAGUCAUCGCCAUCAGAAGGACCGCGACCGUCACGACGAUAGAUAUCGUGACCGCGAGCGCGGGGAGAAGUCGCAUAGGAGCAGGGAUGAGCGGGAUAGCCGUAGGAGGAGUCGGGAUAGAUAUGAGAGGAGGGAUAGGCGUUGAUGGCUAUCGAAUUUGUCUUUUUUAGAUUUCUUUUUUUCUUUUUUUACUGCUCAAGAGUGUCCUGUGCAUUAUCGUGCUCACGAAAAAUCACUCGAUGGGAUAAUCAAUUGAGGACGGUUAGAUUAAUCUAUGUAUGAUACAAACGGGAGGUGAGGGGAAGGAUGAAAGAGGGGAGGAAAGACUUUUUUGUGGAUAAAACCUCCCCUCGCCCCGUGACAGACAAGCAAGCAAAGCAAGAUUAUGAUAUAUACAUCACCUCCCCGGCCUCUUCGCGAACCUUGCUAACGCGGGCCCAAAUUCCUCCUGCGCGCUGGCCGGCAAGCCCUUACUCCUGAGCUCCCUCUCCUUCUUCAGCGCCUCCAGCUCCAGCCUUCGCUCGUCGACGACAUUCCUCCUACCCUUCUUGCGAAGGUACUUGCUGAGGGCGGAAUUUUUCCCCCGCAUCUUAUUCUUGACUCGGACGCUCGACCCCUCGCCCGCCUCCCGCAGCUUCUCCGCAGCCUCCGGCUCUGCGCCGCGCACCUCUUCGCUGCCCUUGCCGAUGCGACCGAUAAAGUUCGGGUCUAGGGAUAUCAUUUCGGGCUGUAGUUUGUUGAGUAGGGCGGAGACUUCGCGUUCUCUGCGCUGCUUGGUGGUUUCAUACGGGUUCGCUUCGAGCGCGUCAAAGUUUGGUUCGCCGGCGCCGGGGAUGAUGAGGUUUGAGAAGCCGUUCUGGUGUCCGGCGCCCAGGAUGUCGUC
This is a messenger RNA of Tuber aestivum (summer truffle), 1947 nucleotides long. The record is from the annotation of a GenBank genome assembly. Lineage: Eukaryota; Fungi; Ascomycota; Pezizomycetes; Pezizales; Tuberaceae.